CGCGACUCGCGGUCGUUUAGGGAUUGGCAUCGGUGUGUUGGUUCGCACUAGGCAAUCAACCACCCAGACCAUCCACCUAUACUACCUACGUACCUACCUAUCUACCUACCUAUCUACCUUCCUACCCUUUUCCCACCCCUCGAUGCUUCCAUAUACUCUGACUCAACCCCCCUUGCGGACCCACCGCCGAACCAUGUCGACCAUAUCGGGGAACGACCCAUGAUUCUCCGUGAUGUGGCUGUGGACAGGAGAGAUAGCUGCUCUGGCAGCCAGUCGGGCAACAACCUCUAUAUGCGCAUAUACACCGAUAGACGUCCACACGUAUAACAAACCCCUCGUACACACGUACACGCGGUACAUGUACACGCAGCCACGGACACCAGUGCACGAGUACGCCCUUCCCGACGAGAGGGAGAUGAGUAGGUAUGCCGAGGCUCCGAAGCCACCCCGUCACGGAGAAUGCUUCGGGACUUUGUGCGACCAUCUCGGCGCCGUGUCGGGACCACGUCGGACUGGGCUAUACGUCAUUCUCUGGCGAUGUUCGACUUUUGAGUAGCUGCGGAGGAGAUGGGCACAGGAGACAGACUACUUGAUAUACUGUGUGAUGUAUGCGGUGACCGUAGUUCCGGAAAACACUACGGCAUCUACAGUUGCGACGGUUGUUCGGGAUUUUUCAAACGAAGUAUACACAGCAAUCGGGAGUACAUCUGUAAGGCUCAAGGUGCCAAGAAAGGACGUUGCCCAAUUGACAAGACUCACAGAAAUCAAUGCCGUGCUUGUCGUCUUGCUAAGUGUUUCGAAGCUAACAUGAACAAGGACGCAGUGCAGCAUGAGCGCGGACCGAGAAAACCGAAGCCCCACGCUAUUAUCUCGGAGAAGCAACAUCAGCAACAAUCGCAAAUCGUUCCGCAAUUGACUCCGCAUUCUUCGGCCCCGGUGCACAAUGAUCGAUUGAGACCUCCGUUAGCUCCUCCGUACGUUCUGUCGGCGCACAGAAGGUUAAGGUGUGACCAAAGAUUCACGCCUUAUCCACGACCGAUGGCGCUGGUACAGAAACCGCCGGAGGAGUCCCCGUCCCCCGUGCCGCUGGUACUGCCGCACCCUCGCACGACCACAACCCUCUACCAGGCCGCCGCGACUGUCUCCCUAACGCCGCAGCCUCCCCUUCUUCAGAUACUAAUGUCCGCCGAGGAAUGUCAGGAACUGGUUUGGAACGCGCGAUUGCAACCCACGACGGAAUAUUCGAUGGAACAGAUGGAGACGGAAACGAGUCAGAGUCCGACGGGAACCGUGCAAAGCUUCAGUCCGACUUGGGAAAUGUUGCAGGAAACAACAGCCCGACUGUUGUUUAUGGCUGUCAGAUGGGUGCGAUGCCUACCUCCCUUCCAAACGAUAUCGAAGGACGACCAGCUGUUGCUACUGGAACGAUCCUGGACUCAGUUGUUUCUCCUGCACCUGGCGCAGUGGUCCGUUUCCUGGGACAUCACCGCGCUUCUGGAAGACGAACAAGUGCGCGCUAGACUUCCCACAGACGAUAAUCCUACGAACCAAGAGCUCGUCCUUAUUCAGGCGAUCAUAUGUCGAUUCAGGCAACUCUCUCCCGAUUUCGGCGAGUGCGGUUGCAUGAAGGCGGUGGCUCUGUUCACGCCAGAAACAGUAGGUCUGCACGCGGUCCAACCCAUCGAGAUACUGCAGGAUCAGGCGCAGCGUAUCUUGGUCGACUACACGAGGUCACGUUAUCCGCAACAACCGGGUAGAAUCGGAAGGCUGAUGAUUCUGGUCGGAUAUCUGCGAUGCGUCUCUUCCAAGACGGUCGAGCGUUUGUUCUUUCACGAAACCAUCGGGGAGAUACCGAUUUCGCGUUUGCUCGUCGAUAUGUACCAAAUGGAGAAAUAUAUCAAUUAAAGAUAUCGCAUACACACACACAUACACACACACACGUCUUAUCGUACACACUAUAAAUGUGCAUUGAGACUAGAGAGAGAAGGAGUUCGCAGCUUUUUCGAAAUCCCUCUGACUCUUUCACUCGUAGCAACGGCAGAAUAAGAGGAAAAAAUUAAGUUUUCAAAAUCCAAUUCAAGUUUUCGAAAGUAAAACGACAAAAUUUCUCGCGCUUAAUUUUUCUUCCCGCUUUUGUUUUACAUUUACAAAAUCGCGUAGAAUAGCGUUGCUACUCCGCACAUCAAUUUUUCGAUUGCUUAAAGUUUCCAUUUCGACACUUUUGACACUGUUAAAGAGAAUCAUACUCUGUCCCUCUUAGGAUAUGAUUUUUAUAGAGAACUGUAUACUUUAUACACGCGAAAGAAGGAUUUUUAGAUUAGAUUUACGUAACAUUAUGUUUGUUGAGUUGUUUUUUUU
Pseudomyrmex gracilis is the source of this 2358-nucleotide messenger RNA. Its product is annotated as nuclear receptor subfamily 2 group E member 1-like. The coding region runs from base 568 to 1905 and encodes 445 amino acids. The record is from RefSeq and is a predicted model, not a curated record. NCBI's taxonomy places the organism in Eukaryota, Metazoa, Arthropoda, Insecta, Hymenoptera, Formicidae. The transcript is spliced from 9 exons. Gene Ontology annotation, molecular function: RNA polymerase II cis-regulatory region sequence-specific DNA binding; zinc ion binding; nuclear receptor activity. Gene Ontology annotation, biological process: regulation of transcription by RNA polymerase II; anatomical structure development; cell differentiation.